UUAGAAAAUGACGGAGCUUUCAUAGUUAUCCCCACAGAGGGAUUCUCGUUGUGGCCAGAAAAAUUCUUUGGAAUCCCUUUCAUUUGAAUCUCUGGUACCCAUUUGCAGAAAAUGCGUGGCUUGGAGAACCAUCAAUAAGAUUCUUUUCCUUUCACUCUUCUCUCUCAUCCUUCUCCUUUAUUGCUUAUUCUAAUAUCUCCUCUACUCUUCUCGUCUAUUCCAAAUGAGGUGAUGAUAAAAUGGUUCAACCAUGGUAAUGUUCUAUCUAUCUGGAUGUAUUAGCCAGUGCCAUCCUUAUCUGGGCGUUAACAGACUCAAUGAUGCUUCUCUGUGCAAGAUUACCCUCGUCAAUUCCUUGACUAAAACCCCAGUCUCUCCUAGCCUUUUACAUGUGCCAUGUAAUAAUGUAGUUCAGAGCUCUGCUCUUUCUUGGAAUGGACAUGGCCUGCUUAGGACUCAUCAAGUAUCGCAACGAGUGGCUUCAAACAGAUGGCUGUGUCAGUCACAUGAUUCUAUUUCACCUGAUGAUGAGUACCGUUCUUCUCGGAAUAUAGCAAUCAGUUUGUUUAGGCGAUACAGGAAUGUCAUUGACCGUGGAGGAGGUGACAACCUAAAAGAGUUCAUCAAUGCUGGGGUAAACGCAUAUGCCCUCGGCUGCACUGAUGAAGGAUUGCGGAAGGAACUGAAUGCUAUGAAAGAAUCUGUUUUUGAAAUUGAAGGACUGCAGAAUUAUGGAGGAAGCACCAGUGUCAAAUCCAAGAUUUUUGCAAAGGAGGUUGAUGAGUGUAUUCUGUGGUUGAGCAUUAUAUUCAUCACUAUCUUGUGUACUCCACAACCAACCAUAGUUAGAUGGUCAUCUACACCUCCAGUAUCAGAUGAAGUACUGCUCCAGUGGAAAGGUUUUUGUGCACUAAUUGCAAAUGCAUAUUAUGUGAAGGGAAUGGCGUGGCUUCCUGUGAAGACUCUUCAGCUGGAGCAAAUGGCAGUUGUUGGACGGGCUGAGGAGCCAUCAGUUGUUGCCAGCCGAAUGCGAUUAGUGUUUAGCACCCUUGAGGUAGUAAGUCCACAGUGGCCAAGAGUGUAGCUUCAUUCUUCAAAAUCAAGAAAAGUGAGUUUUCCUAGGAUCCAUUUGAAAAAUGUAAAAUGAUACAUUUGUUCAGUAAGUCAUUUUCAUUUAUGAUCUUUAAAGGCAAAAUGUCCUUGUGUACUGAAGUACAGUGAGCAGUGAUGCUAAGUGAGGAAGAUGCAGCAGUACAUCUGGGACAUUGUUUAUCUAUAAAUAAAGAAUCAGAAAACGUAUAUGCAAUUAAUAACAA
Manihot esculenta (cassava) is the source of this 1316-nucleotide messenger RNA. RefSeq lists its product as uncharacterized. The coding region runs from base 251 to 1084 and encodes 277 amino acids. The transcript is spliced from 7 exons. Lineage: Eukaryota; Viridiplantae; Streptophyta; Magnoliopsida; Malpighiales; Euphorbiaceae. The record is from RefSeq and is a predicted model, not a curated record.